This is a messenger RNA of Hyposmocoma kahamanoa, 1934 nucleotides long. It is a transcript of the gene Ate1, whose product is annotated as arginyl-tRNA--protein transferase 1. Gene Ontology annotation, biological process: protein arginylation. Bases 105 to 1622 code for a protein of 505 amino acids. NCBI's taxonomy places the organism in Eukaryota, Metazoa, Arthropoda, Insecta, Lepidoptera, Cosmopterigidae. Gene Ontology annotation, cellular component: cytoplasm. The record is from RefSeq and is a predicted model, not a curated record. The transcript is spliced from 8 exons. Gene Ontology annotation, molecular function: arginyl-tRNA--protein transferase activity.
GCACGUUUGACGUUUGGUUUGGUUAAGUCGAUUUUAGAUUUCGUCAUUGAAAUUAUUAAAUAAUUUCACAAGUGUUACAUUUAUGGUAAUUUACUGAACUCAAGAUGCCGCAUAGUAUCGUGGAAUAUUAUGCCGAACAUGAAAGUUAUAGGUGUGGUUAUUGUAAGAGUCCUGAUACAAAUUUCAGUCAUGGUCUGUGGGCUCACGCGAUGUCCGUCGGUGAUUAUCAGGAUUUAAUUGACAGAGGUUGGCGGCGAUCUGGCAAAUACUGCUAUAAACCUACAAUGGACGUCACUUGUUGUCCCAUGUACACUAUUCGUUGUAGGGCUCAGGAAUUUAAGUCAUCAAAGUCCCAAAAGAAAGUUCUAAAGAGGUUUAACAAAUUCCUGUCUGGUGAGGAAAUAAAUGAGAAUCGAGUGGGUGAUCCUAGCCGUUCGAGGUCAGCUUGCAGCAGUGAGGUUGAGGGAGAGCUGUUUGAGGAGGGGAGAUGCGAGCAGUUUGUGGAAACUAAUCGUGGACAUAAGAACAUAAACUUAGAUAGCAUUACAAGAACCAAUGUUGAAGAAUCUAGUUCCAACAUAGAGGAAAAACCUAAUGGUUCUAAUGAUAAUUCUUCUGGAAUGGAAGUGUCACAAGCUGAUAAUUCAUCUGAAACAAAUGUUCAAAAAGACUUUAAGAAAAUUACAGAACUAGAUCCCACCAAGUCUCCGUGCAAAAAAGCCAAACAACUGAGACGUGAGAGGAAAUUUGAAAAACUUAAAGAGAAGGGUGUUGAUAUUACCACGCUUAGCAACACUAACAAAAACAAGGAAAAACAACUUGAGGACUUUUUAAAUGAACUGCCAAAAGAAUAUCAACAAAGACUCGAGAUAAAACUAGUCAGAACUGCACCUCCGAGCCCUGAGUGGUUAGCAACAGCCAAAGAAACCCAUGAAAUAUAUGUUAAGUACCAAACAGUCAUUCAUGAUGAUAAACCGGAAAAAUGUACAGAACACAAGUUCAGAGAGUUCUUAGUACACAGCCCACUAUUGGAGAUACACAGUGAAACUGGUCCCAUGUGUGGCUACGGGUCUUUUCAUCAACAAUAUGUGCUGGAUGGCAAAAUUAUUGCCGUCGGUGUCAUUGACAUCCUGCCCAAAUGCGUGUCUUCUGUUUACUUCUUUUAUGAUCCGCAGUAUAGGAACUUGACUUUGGGAACUUAUGGCGCCCUCAGGGAGAUAGCGUUUACAAGACACUUGAGUCAAAUAUGCCCAGAGUUAAAGUAUUACUACAUGGGAUUUUACAUCCACUCCUGCCGCAAGAUGAGGUACAAAGGCAACUUCUAUCCUUCAGAUUUGCUUUGCCCUGAGACUUACAAGUGGGUCCCUCUUGAGGACUGCAUACCAAAGCUUGAAGCUUCACCUUAUACUAGAUUAGAUCCGGACAUAGACAACGUCGACACAAAUUAUCCUAGGGAAGGGGAUAUUAAUUACAUACCAGUGUUGGUUAAGGGGGUAGUGUUGCCAUACAAGGCGUACAAAAGAAAGUAUGCUAAUAAGAAAAGAGAAAAUGAUGAAGAGUUGAUGGAGUACGCACGCUUAGUUGGUGCUAAGACAAUUAAAAGUUUGAUAUUAGUUAGAUAAACUUAAAUAUGUUUUUUAGUGUAUGUUAGAAUUUGUUCCCUCCUAAUUACCUUUGCAUUGUAUAUCCCACCUUGAAGCAAUGUGAUUUGUAGUCAACUAUGACCCGUGCUGUGUACUUAAUAAUACGUAACUUUAGUUAUACUAGUCACAUAUUCUGUUGCUUAAAUGCUUUGCUAUAGACUUAAUUUUACUUAAAUACCAUUUUUACGUCUUAAGUAUCAUAAUGUUUUUAUUGAUAAAAUUACGUAAUGUGUGAAUUUGUAUAUGAAAUAAAAUAACAUUAAUUGACUCAAGACCUCAUUUCAAGGACAU